Messenger RNA from Lathyrus oleraceus (garden pea), 525 nucleotides. RefSeq lists its product as uncharacterized. NCBI's taxonomy places the organism in Eukaryota, Viridiplantae, Streptophyta, Magnoliopsida, Fabales, Fabaceae. The record is from RefSeq and is a predicted model, not a curated record. Bases 1 to 525 code for a protein of 174 amino acids. The transcript is spliced from 2 exons.
AUGGCUCCUUAUGAAGCCUUAUAUGGACGAAAACGUAAAACACAUUUGUGUUGGACGGAAGUUGGUGAAGAAAUAAUCUUAGGACUGGAGAUUAUUCAAGAGACUACGAAAAAGAUAAGGAUGGUUCGUGAUAAGAUAAAGAAAGCACAAGAUCGCCAAAAGAGCUACGCGGAUAAUAGAAGAAGACCAUUAGAAUUUAAUGAAGGACUAUACCAGAUUAUAGAGAGGAUUAGUGAAGUAGCUUACAGAUUAGCCUUACUGCCUUCUUUAUCAGAAAUGCAUGAUGUUUUUCACGUGUCUCAACUUCAAAAGUUCAUUAUGGAUUCUCUUCAACCUAUUCUUCCAGGUUCAAUAGAAGUAGAAGCAAGCCUAACUUUGGAACCUCUACCAAAUCGUAUUGUAGGACCGGAAAUUAAGGUAUUGAGGAAUAAGGAGAUCCCUCUUGUUAAGGUUCAGUGGGAUGAAUCAUAUUUGGGCGAUGCUACCUGGGAACUCGAGUCUGAAAUGCGAGAAGUUUACCCUUAA